AUGGAAGAGACCACCUACUUCUGCUACACCGAAGGUGUUGACGCGCAGUGGUUGCAGCUGGGAAGUCUAGCGUUCGACUAUGCGAAUCCGCGCACGCGAGAACCAUACGUCCACAGUUCCGAAAAGAUUUUGCAAGAAACCCCUCUCAGGGCAAGUGCAGACCAGAGGCCAACAUGUUACCUGGCAUACGAACGCGGGAAAAGCAGCAAUCUUGGCGGGGGACUGAAGAGCCUGCUGGAGUUUGACCACUCUCGGGCGGGAAGGAGUUAUUCUUUGGUUGUUGGGAAGGACGGCAGCAAGGUCGAGUUGAACAGUCCUGAAAACUACUUUAUGGAGGUCAUCUUGCCAGAUGCCAAAGCGAAUCGAUGGCUCCGUUCACAUCUGUCGGUGUUCAGCAGGUGGGACGCGUUGAAGAGAAGAAUGGAUUUCCGACCUAAGAUCUGGAUGCUUACCGGGAUCUAUCUCAUCACCGACGCAUUCUACUACACGGUCCGCUCCAGAGAAAGCUCCAACGCGACCAAGGUGGACAUUCAGAUCCCGGAACCCACGGGCCUGGCAGAGCUCCUGGAUCUCAAGGUCAAUGUGCACGCCCAGCUGAGUAGCAACAGCGUGGUGACUGCCAGCGGUCAAAUUCUCGGGAAGAGAGUCUGGGCGGCACAGUGGCAGCAGGUCGACGCCAGGAUCAUCAAGGAUGAAGACUGGAAGACGGCGGCGCCGAACAGGCUGCGGUUGCUACCUCUUCGGACCCAGGCCGUCAAAAGUGGUCCUGAGGAGGCAGAGUUGAAUAUCAGAAAGAAGCAGAAUUUGAUGGACAAUCAUGAAAGUGAGUCUUUGGGGGAAGAUGCUGACGCCUGGCAGGAGUUCGAGCAGGCUACACGUCAGAUCGAGAAACAACUCGAUGGAUUGGCUAGCUCCUAG
Molecule: messenger RNA, 918 nt
Organism: Fonsecaea erecta
Lineage: Eukaryota; Fungi; Ascomycota; Eurotiomycetes; Chaetothyriales; Herpotrichiellaceae
Exons: 2
Coding region: 1-918 (305 amino acids)
Source: RefSeq, a predicted model, not a curated record